AACUUGAGUAGAGUGGAAGAGUGUAGCACCUGUACCUUUUGGAGAGAGGUUUGGAGAGCAGAGCCACUGUGGUUUCCAGGAUUUACUACUUAACAAAAGCAUGCAAAUGGAGGCUCCUCGCCCAGGAACAUAUUUGCCAGCUGGGUAUGGCCCUCGGUACCCUCCAGCAGCACUCCAAGGACCUCCAGAACAUACUGGACACCCUACAUUCCAGACUGACUACCAAGGUCCGCAGUCUGGUUACCCAGGGCCUCAGGCUGCCUACACAGUCUCAACAGCUGGCCAUGAAGGUUAUAAUGCAACACGGCUUCCUAUUCAAAAUAACCAGGCUAUCAUCCUUGUUAAUACCCAAUGGAUGCCAGCACCACCACCUCUUCGGAACUGCCCACCUGGGCUCGAAUACUUAAGUCAGAUAGAUCAGCUUCUGAUUCAUCAGCAAACUGAACUUCUGGAAGUCUUAACAGGCUUUGAAACAAAUAACAAAUUUGAAAUCAAGAACAGUCUCGGGCAGAUGGUUUACUUUGCUGUAGAAGAUACUGACUGCUGUACUCGAAACUGCUGUGAAGCAGCUAGACCUUUCACCUUGAGGAUCCUGGACAAUCUUGGCAGAGAAGUCAUGACUCUGGAGAGACCCCUGAGAUGCAGUAGCUGUUGCUUUCCCUGCUGCCUCCAGGAGAUAGAAAUCCAGGCUCCUCCUGGUGUGCCGGUAGGGUAUGUGACUCAGACCUGGCACCCAUGUCUGCCCAAGUUCACUCUUCAAAAUGAGAAGAAGGAGGAAGUUCUAAAAGUUGUUGGUCCAUGUGUUGCAUGCACCUGCUGUACAGACAUUGACUUUGAGAUCAUGUCUCUUGAUGAACAAUCUGGAAUUGGCAAGAUCUCCAAGCAGUGGUCUGGGUGUAUGAAAGAGACCUUCACAGAUGCAGAUAACUUUGGGAUCCAGUUCCCACUAGACCUUGAUGUGAAGAUGAAGGCUGUGGUACUCGGAGCGUGUUUCCUCAUAGAUUACAUGUUUUUUGAAGGCUGUGAGUAGGACCAAAAAUUAGCAGUGUUGUGGAGACUAAUGAAGAAGACAGAGAAGAUUUGAAAUCUACAAUGAGACCAUGUAAAUGGGAAACCAGUGGCUCUAUUUUUCUAUACUGAAAUUUCUCAGAAUUAAGCUAUAAUACAUGAGGCAUAAUGUGUGCAAUUUCGCUUUCCAAGUGAUAGUUUAGCUUCUACAUCUUGGAAUACACAUGGGCAUACAUCUUUAUACACAUCCAAUAUAUUCACUGAAUUCAAGGUAAAAAUGGAAAUGUAUAUUUAGAAAUGA
Messenger RNA from Phodopus roborovskii (desert hamster), 1309 nucleotides. Its product is annotated as phospholipid scramblase 2. The coding region runs from base 101 to 1030 and encodes 309 amino acids. Gene Ontology annotation, cellular component: plasma membrane. Gene Ontology annotation, biological process: phosphatidylserine exposure on apoptotic cell surface. The transcript is spliced from 8 exons. Gene Ontology annotation, molecular function: phospholipid scramblase activity. Lineage: Eukaryota; Metazoa; Chordata; Mammalia; Rodentia; Cricetidae. The record is from RefSeq and is a predicted model, not a curated record.